Messenger RNA from Cynara cardunculus var. scolymus (artichoke), 687 nucleotides. Its product is annotated as ribosome-binding factor A-like. The transcript is spliced from 2 exons. The coding region runs from base 1 to 687 and encodes 228 amino acids. NCBI's taxonomy places the organism in Eukaryota, Viridiplantae, Streptophyta, Magnoliopsida, Asterales, Asteraceae. The record is from RefSeq and is a predicted model, not a curated record.
AUGCCAAAGCUUGAAGAGAUGAUGGUGAUUCAAAUAAGAACUGUUGAUCAUUUCUUUAGCUAUUUUUCCAAAGCCAUUGCCAAAGAGGGGGAAACAGAGUCUGGAGCUGCUCUUUCGAAUGCUGUUGCUGCUGCUGAACCUGCUGCUGUUCCAGCGACUCAAACUAAAGUUGAAGCUCAUCCUAAAGCUGAAGUUGAGGUUGCUGAUGAAAAUCCAACAUCCUGUGAAGCUCUUGUAGUUGAGGAUGUUGAUGUCGUCCGAGCUGGCGUUGAAGCUCAUGAUGAGGACCUUCCAAUCAUCUCUACAGCUAAUGCUGGUGAUAUGGAAGAUGAUGAUGAAGAUGAUGAAGAUGAUGAAGGUGAAGACAGUGAUUCUUCCGACCUUCCUAACGCUGGUGAAGAUCUGGGGAAUGACGAUGAUGAAUACGACGAUGAUCACGACUUCACCGUUCAAUACCAGAGACCUUCAGGAACUACGAAAUGCAUUGCUCUUAGUGAUUCUGCAUUCCAGGGGGAGCAAAGGGAGAAAGAGAAGGAGACUCAAGAGAAGAACCAGAACACCAAAUUUUGGCUAGAUGAUGAUAUAUAUGGUGAAGUGAUGGAUCGCAAGAUCAGAAAGGAAUUUUUACGUCGAAAGGAACUCGGAGAAGAAGUACCUGGCUACUUCAAUCUAAGCAACUUAGAUUAG